This is a messenger RNA of Penaeus indicus, 457 nucleotides long. RefSeq names its product NADH dehydrogenase [ubiquinone] 1 beta subcomplex subunit 4-like (gene ND-B15). The transcript has 3 exons. The coding region runs from base 34 to 375 and encodes 113 amino acids. NCBI's taxonomy places the organism in Eukaryota, Metazoa, Arthropoda, Malacostraca, Decapoda, Penaeidae. The record is from RefSeq and is a predicted model, not a curated record. Gene Ontology annotation, cellular component: mitochondrion.
GAGUAGUUCCUGCCGAUCAGCUGAGACCACAACAUGGCGGGUGGAGCUGCGAGUGUCGAUGCGGCUAAGGAGAGGGCUGCUGUUAGGGCGGCUAUCAAGAAGGAAUUCCAGAAGCAGAUCACAAAUCCGCAUCGCCAUGGCUCUGGAGAAGGAGGUGUUCUGUUCGAUCCAGCUGUGCAGCGCUUCAUGUCAAUGAGAGCCACUCGUUAUGACCACUUCAAGCCUUCUCCUCGUUCAUCUUUGAUUGGAGUUGCCAUGCUUGCUAUCCCUAUCUUGGGAUAUGGUUGGUGGAUGAAAACUAGUCGAGAAAACUUUGAAGCAAAGUGUCGCACUGGCCAAGUGGCAUAUGCAGAUCGUGAGUUUAAGUUCGCCUAAAAUUAUUAUGACAAGAAAACUCAUCUUUGAUAAUGGUGUAUAGAUUGUAUAUGAGUAUUAUGAAUAAAUAAUUUUAAAGGUU